Molecule: messenger RNA, 702 nt
Organism: Penicillium canescens
Lineage: Eukaryota; Fungi; Ascomycota; Eurotiomycetes; Eurotiales; Aspergillaceae
Product: putative pathogenesis associated protein Pep2
Exons: 2
Coding region: 1-702 (233 amino acids)
Source: RefSeq, a predicted model, not a curated record
AUGACCGACUUGCAUUCAUUGCCCGAGGGUACCUGGCCCGAACAUGCCAUCCGCAACAAUGGACCAGACAACCUCGUUUUGGAGCGUGCGAAACUCCGCGAACUAGCCGAAGGCUGGCCUUGCUACCGUGAUGCAUGCGAAUGGGAGAACUUCGAAUCAAUCUUUCACCCAGGUGCCUAUGUCUACACCACAUGGUCCGGCAGAGUCACAUAUAAGGAAUUUAUGGAAGCGUCGAAGGGUGGCAUGGAUAAAGGUGCAUUUAUCAUGCACCGAUGCCACGGCGUGACGACAGACAUCACCCCAGACGCGACUCGCGCCGUUACAAAGAUGAAAGCGACCAUCACGCAGCGAUUCACGAUCGACGGCGUCGAAGUCGAUGCGGAGGCUGACUGUCGUUUCUGUUUCUUUUUUGAGAAGAUUGAUGGUCGCUGGGGUGCGCGGUUUGUACGGCAUUGGUAUGAGAAGGAUAAGCUGUUGCCUGUCAUUCCGAAUCAAUUCCCUCAUAUUGAUCUGGAGAGGCUUAAUUCUUAUCCUGCGGGGUAUAAGUGCUUGGCGUAUUGCCAGGAGCUUACUAUGGGUGUUACUGUGUUGAAGGAUAUGCCGGGGCAUAGGAGGCAUACUGGUACUGCUUGUGGAGAGAAGCAUGAUUUGUUGUAUCGGUUUGCUAAAGAUUGGUUGGAUGGCAACGAAAUUGAAGUUUAG